AUGUCCGACGAGGAGACCGAGACCAAGCCCUUCAAGUUUGUCACUGGCUUUGACGCCCGCUUCCCGAACCAGAACCAGACCAAGCACUGCUGGCAGAACUACGUCGACUACCACAAGUGCAUCACCGCCAAGGGCGAGGACUUUGCGCCCUGCCGCCAGUUCCUCCUGGCCUAUCGAUCGCUCUGCCCCAGCGGCUGGACACAGCGAUGGGACGACCAGCGUGAGAAGGGCAUCUUCCCGUGCAGGCUCGACCAGUAG
Didymosphaeria variabile is the source of this 258-nucleotide messenger RNA. RefSeq names its product Cytochrome c oxidase subunit 6B (gene COX12). The coding region runs from base 1 to 258 and encodes 85 amino acids. The transcript has 3 exons. Gene Ontology annotation, cellular component: respiratory chain complex IV; mitochondrion. The record is from RefSeq and is a predicted model, not a curated record. Lineage: Eukaryota; Fungi; Ascomycota; Dothideomycetes; Pleosporales; Didymosphaeriaceae.